Antechinus flavipes (yellow-footed antechinus) is the source of this 1349-nucleotide messenger RNA. RefSeq names its product HERV-H LTR-associating 1 (gene HHLA1). Lineage: Eukaryota; Metazoa; Chordata; Mammalia; Dasyuromorphia; Dasyuridae. Bases 1 to 1140 code for a protein of 379 amino acids. The transcript has 14 exons. The record is from RefSeq and is a predicted model, not a curated record.
AUGAAUCCAAAGCUUGGAAAAAUCAGUCUGGAGUCAGGUGGUGAAGUUUUUAAAUGUCAACCGGAAGACUUAGUCUUUGGUCCCAGAAUCAGAUCUACUAUUAAGGGAGAGUCUACAAAAGAAAAGGGAGUGGCUUUUCUAGCUAAAACAGAGCUCCCUGCAAGGACAGUUGAUUUGUCUACAGUUAACCUUACAGAGCUAGUGAAUGGGAUGCUGACCAAAGCCUUGAAAGACAGCAAAAAAUUCUUCUCUUUGCUGAGCAUAACAUCUCACAGCUCAUUUGCCUUCCACAAGUUUUCGGUGGUGAUUUAUAACAUUUCUAACCUGAAAAUCAUGGAUGCCACCAAGUUCCCCACACGGUACUGUUACUGUCUAAACAAUCAAACCAAUGACCUCUCAGAUUUUACAGCUCUCCUAGUGGACAUCAUUGGGAACUCCACUAGCUACCUCACGGAAAUUUUCAAAUCGACCUCCAUUCUUUCAGUGAGUCAGAGCACUGAGUCUGACUGCAUCUACAUCUGUGUGAUGACAGGGAAAACAGGAAGAAAUCUUUCUGACUUCUGGGAAAUGGUGGAAAAAUCCCCUGUUAUUAAUUACACAUUUACCAGUAAUGUGUCUGGUGUUCUGGUGUUGAGUUCUUCACCAUCAUCAUCAAUGACUUUCACCCCUUCCAAGCAGGGAGAAGAUACAACCAAUGCAUUUCUUCUUUCAGGAACAGAUACUCUAGGAACAGAUACUCCAGGACCAACUAAAGCACCUGCUCCAAAACAGCCACACACUGUUGAUUUUGCUCCAGCUUUGAUAUCUCCCUCUCAGUCUCAGCCAUCACCUUUCCCUAAACUCCACCUUAUAUCAAGAUGUCCACAGCCACUCCUCCAGGACAAAGACUUGAUGACCCUUCCUCUCACCCUUAGCCUCCAAAAGAUAAAUCCUUGUGUCCUGGAGCUUUGCCGAUUUUAUCAGCAAUGCCUCUGUGUUAGUCAAAAGCAAUAUUCAAGAAAAGAUACUAUGAGGUUCUGCACUGAGUACUAUUCCUGGUUUUUGAGAAAUGCAACCUACAUCUGUCAGAGAGUGACAAGGAUGGCUCAUUCCCACACCUUAAAGCAAAAAUGUCUUUCAAAUAUCUGCACAUCUGUCUGAGGCCCCAAGGGAACCACUGAAGCAGAGCUAUGAAUUCAUUCCACCUCCUUGGCUGCUUUCCUUACUCUACAGUUCCAGCAAGAUCACCAAGAACUGAUGUUUUUGUUGCUGUUGUUUUUUAAUCAGCCCUUUGUUCUCUCUUGCAGGUGUGUUUGGUGCUAGGCCACUAUAGACAGGGAGCCCAGAGAUUAUUUUAAAAACACACACAC